CAAAUUCAUUCGAUCAAACCGAGCCCAUUGCCCUUGCCCCCCAGCCGCGCAAACGUGAGCGCGACUUGGCAGGCGUGCUCGUCCGGUCUUCGUCCUGGUUCCCUGUGCCCCCACUGUUCCAGCAUCAGAUAUUCAGAUCAGAUCGAUCAGACCAGAAAGUUUGCGCUCGUCUGCUUGGUAAAGGAAAGGAGAAGUUUCCGAAAUAGGGGCGGCGCGCCGGGCGCAUUUUGGUUGCUGGAUUGGAACCGAGCGAACGCGCCGGAGUCCGGAUGGGCUCCUCGUCCGCUCCGGCGGCCGCGGCCGCGGCCGCGCCGAGCCGGCGCAAGGUGGCGCUCUACCUGGCCCUCCUCACCCUGCAGUACGGCGCCCAGCCCCUCAUCUCCAAGCGCUUUGUCCGCGAAGAUACUAUAGUGACCUCACUAGUUCUUGCAACGGAAGCAGCAAAGGUUAUUUGCGCAAUCAUUUUAUUGAUUGCAGAGGGUAGUCUGAAAAAACAGUUCAGUAACUGGACUCUCACUGGAUCACUGACUGCGUCUGGACUGCCUGCUGCCAUUUAUGCCCUCCAGAAUAGUCUGCUGCAAGUAUCAUACAAGCAUCUGGAUUCCUUGACCUUUUCAAUCCUUAACCAGACUAAGCUUUUGUGGACAGCAUUUUUCACAUUUCUUAUUUUGGGGCAAAAGCAAUCUUCCAGGCAAGUUCUAGCAUUGGCCCUCUUAAUUGGUGCUGCCGUUCUUUUAAGUGUUGGGGAGAGCAGUAGCAAAGGUUCCAAGGGUGGUGGCUCUGACUAUAUCUUGCUAUAUGGGAUCAUUCCAGUUACAGUCGCUUCUGUGCUGUCUGGGCUGGCCUCUUCAUUGUGUCAGUGGGCAUCUCAGGUUAAAAAACAUACCUCUUAUAUGAUGACCAUAGAGAUGUCAUUUAUUGGAAGUAUGUGCUUGUUAGCAAGUACCUAUCGCUCACCAGAUGGAGAGGCCAUCAGGAAAUAUGGAUUUUUCCAUGAAUGGACUUUCUGGACUGUGCAAAAGCUGCAAUGGAUCUUCAUUGAUGUGUGGGAUCCUAAUCACCAUUCUUUACCUCAGAUACCGGUAUUAAUGAAUGCCGUGGGUGGAAUUCUUGUUGGUCUUGUCACAACUUACGCAGGUGGCGUUAGAAAGGGUUUUGUUAUAGUUUCAGCUCUCCUUGUAACUGCACUGCUACAAUUUAUAUUUGAUGGGAAGCCACCGUCACUCUACUGCCUGAUAGCAUUACCACUUGUCGCGUCAAGCAUAUUCAUCUACCAAAAACAUCCAUAUGUUGAUAGGAAGAAGAAAGACUGAUCCACAUAAUUGUCAGAGACGGGAAUUAUCAACAGGAUGUGAUCCUAACCUCAUUUUCUCCACAAGGCUGGAAUUUGCACCGUCAAGGGGACCAAAUUUGACUCUUGAAGAGUUGCUGUUCGUCAAGCUAUGUUUCAAUUAUCUACUGAUCUAUAUAUAUAGAAUUAAUUAGUAGGACACUAGCCUGGAAUCAGUUUCAGCAGGCAGUUGACAAGCUUGCAUAUAACUUCUCGAAGGAGGCUUCGUAUCAAUGAUGAUGAUGAAGUGUUUCCAUGUGCAGCUAUCUAUACUUGUACGGUUGCUGAAUCUAUUGUAUUUUUUAUGGAUUUCUAUUUAGAUUCCGACUUUCGAAUAUAUAUUUCUAUGAUGGCAGCAAAUUAAAAACCAAUUAUUGUGUGCCGGA
Messenger RNA from Zea mays, 1716 nucleotides. RefSeq lists its product as uncharacterized. The record is from RefSeq and is a predicted model, not a curated record. The transcript has 7 exons. Gene Ontology annotation, cellular component: Golgi membrane. Gene Ontology annotation, biological process: pyrimidine nucleotide-sugar transmembrane transport. Lineage: Eukaryota; Viridiplantae; Streptophyta; Magnoliopsida; Poales; Poaceae. Gene Ontology annotation, molecular function: pyrimidine nucleotide-sugar transmembrane transporter activity. Bases 270 to 1313 code for a protein of 347 amino acids.